Molecule: messenger RNA, 1304 nt
Organism: Centropristis striata (black sea bass)
Lineage: Eukaryota; Metazoa; Chordata; Actinopteri; Perciformes; Serranidae
Product: apolipoprotein A-I-like
Biological process (GO): lipoprotein metabolic process; lipid transport
Cellular component (GO): extracellular region
Molecular function (GO): lipid binding
Source: RefSeq, a predicted model, not a curated record
CCCUCCUCCCCACACAUGGACUCAUCCCUCACCAGGCGCUAUAAAAACUCUGCUCUUGCUGGAGUAGUUCAGUCUCAUCAAGAACUCCACCAGACCACCAUCAUGAAAUUCGUUGCUCUCGCUCUGGCCCUUCUGCUGGCUGUCGGCUCUCAAGCCGCUUCCCUCCAGGCUGAUGCCCCAGCUCCACCAACCCAGCUCGCCCACAUUCGGGCUGCUAUGGAUAUGUACUUGACCCAGGUUAAGGAUGCCGCCACAAAGGCCCUGGAUGGCCUCGAUGGCACCGAGUACACUGAACUCAAGCUGACCUUGACUGGCCACCUGGACAACAUGUACAACCAGCUGAAGACUCUGCAGGCUUCUGUCUCCCCCAUGACCGACAGUGUCUUCACCACCAUCGCUGACGCCACCCUCGACUUCCGUACCUCCAUCGUAGCUGAUAUUGAUGCCCUGAAGACCGACCUCGAGCCCAAGCGUGCUGCCCUGAAGGAGGUCAUCGACAAGCACAUCGCUGAGUACCGCGCCCAGAUGGACCCCAUCAUCGCCGAGUACACCGCCAAGCACACACAGGACAUGGAAGCCCUGAGGGUCAAGCUGGAGCCCGUUGUGGAGCAGCUGCGCACCAAGGUGGCCACCAACAUCGAGGAGACCAAGACCGCCAUGCUGCCCAUUCUGGAAUCAGUGCGCAACAAGCUCUCCGAGCGUAUGGAGCAGCUGAAGGAGAUGGCUAAACCCUACGUCAAUGAGUACAAGGAAAUGCUGAAGCAGUCCUACGAGCAGGCCCAGACCAUCAACGCCGAUGAGAUCUCUGCCCUGAGGGAGAAGAUCACACCUUUAGCUCAGGAGAUCAAGGCUAAGCUUGAAUCCAUCUUCGCGGCCGUCCUCGCCACCGUGAACAAGAGCUAAAUCCACCCAAUACCCCAUUCCUGUAACUAACCUCACCUACCUGUCAAGUCCUAGAUCCAUUCCACCUAUUUUUCUCCAUUCCUUCUUUCCUCACAUGUGCAACCAGCUCCCUAAACGAAGCCAAUGCCUAAGUGAUGCACUUCUUUGCAACAAAAUGGCAGGACUCUUGCUCUCUCUCUUCAAUGCAGAACACCUUAUUUCAUGCACACUUGCUCAAACACAGGCAAACAAAGACAUACACAGUCACAUUCGCACACAUGCUUUACUCUGUAUGCUAUGGCCAGCUGCUUACAUUUUCUGUAGGAAUUGUGUGUGAUUUACAACAAGUGUAAUGAUGCUUGUCUGAUGAAAACUGUGCUUUGACGAAAUACAGCUCAAUAAACAUCUGACUGUUUAUACUA